AUGUUUAAUGAUUUAAAUCUAAAUGCUCCUUUGAUGUCAUUCUUGUGUUUAAGCUUCUUUAGUAGAACAUGUUGUCAAUGAAUAUAAACUACAGUCUACACUACCAUAUAUAUCAAUUCUAUGUAUCAAUAUUUUAAUACUGCAUAGCAGCAUCAUGUUUAAUUCUCUUUGUUCCUGGAAGUUGUUUUCACCUCAGUUUGCAUUUCUGCAAGUGAGGAUUGUACUUUCUUCUACUGUUGCCCUCAGAGAUCUGCUGAAGGACAGCUUUGUUUUUCUGUGAUGGAGUAAUAGUCUGUGCAAUUCUGCAGGGACUUGUUGGUCGCGGUCAUACAGGACAACGCCACCUUCCAGGAUUAUGGGGUAACAAGUGGGAGCUGCCGAGCAGCAGCCACGCAGAACUGCAGCAAACAUGGUGGAGGCCGAGUUUAUCCUCUCUGAGUCCAUCCUCAGACAUCAGACCCUUUCUCCAUGAACUCAGACUGAGCUGGCUCCGCCCCUCGUGUUCAGCUGUGGAUGUGAGGAAAAAGGCGAGCAACAAUGUGACAGACAACACAAACGCCUCUGAUCGCCCUGAUCCGCGUCCGUCUGGAAUUCUUCUGAUUCCCAGUGAGAGCGGAGAGGAAGCCGUGCGGAUCCACACACAGCCGCCUGCUCACUGUGCAGCCAUCGACCACCAGCGGGAACAACAUGGACCUCCGUGCACCCCCAUCCUCAUCAUCCCUAUCCAGCACCGAGGACCGACACUCGUUUUAAGGGUCCUGUUACAUACUGGCCGACACAUGGAAACCAAGAAAUAGAAGCAUCAACUCAGGCCCCCUCCAGCUGACUCAGGGGCUCAGGGUGACAACGUGGCUUCUUUGCCCAGCUGAGCAGGGCUUUAUGUGAGUGGGAGCUGAUGAAUUCCAGUAUGAGGCAGUGGCGAAGACUUGUGCUGGCAGGGAUGCUGGCCUGGGGUCUCCUCUUCCUUGCCCUCCUUUCUUACUUUCUGGACGCUCACGUGACCGAGCCUCUGUUCUCCUCUGGCUCCACCCUCUCUCAGCACCCGGACACGCGCCGCCUCGCCUCCAUUCAGGCCUCCCAUCCGCAGCACGCCACCACUUCCGUUCCCAGGGACAAGCCGGAGCAGGAGCCAGAGUCGGAGCCUGAGCCGAAGACCUCUCCCAGCUCCUUGACCCCAGAGUCAAGUCUGGAGGUGAGCCACAGUCCCAACGUUGCUCCGUACGUCACCUACGGUAGCCAAGAAGGCCAUCAGGAUUACCUGGACCCCCAGAGCCUGGCAGCUUGGUCCUCCUUUGGUACAGAGAACAUAGGUUCCUACUCAGAUCCUGCAGUCCAGAGUCGUGAGAGAACAUCUCAGACCACAGAGUAUCAGAACAAUGCCAUCGAGGAUGAAGGGGAAGAAGGGGAUGAAGAAGAGAAGGAAAAUGAAGAUGAAGACCUAGGGAACAGAAUACGGGACAGGAGGCACGGCGGCGGGGACUCCUCUGACCUGGAGGCGUCUCAUUUCGCCAAGUCGGCCUCUGUGGUGCAGCGCCUGUGGCGAGGCCACGUGUCCACGGGCAUGCUGAGCCCUCGGCUCCAGCGCGCAAUGAAAAACUAUGUGAACGCCAACAAACACAACGUAUCGUACCAGGGUCACCGCAGAGCGGCGCAGAGCGCCAAGGAGCUGCUGUGUCAGAUGAAAGCGCAGGCCAAGCUGAGGACGGUGGACGGCUCGGAGCAGCCCUUCUCCUCGCUCGGCUGGGCUCGCCUUGUGCCGGCCCUCCCACUUAGACAUCUGUAUAAGCAACAAGAGAAGCGCAGCUUCAAGACGUGUGCCGUGGUCACCUCGGCCGGUGCCAUCCUGCACUCCAGACUGGGCAGAGAAAUAGACGCUCAUGACGCAGUUUUACGCUUCAACGCCGCUCCUACGACGGGAUACGAGAGAGACGUGGGGAAAAAAACCACCAUUCGAAUCAUCAACUCGCAGAUUCUAACUGAUCCGAGACACCAUUUCAGCACAAGCUCCAUCUACAAGAAUGUGACUCUGGUGGCCUGGGACCCUGCACCUUACAACGUCAACCUACACAAGUGGUACGCCAGCCCAGACUACAAUCUCUUUGGUCCAUAUGUGGAGCAUCGUAAGCUGCAUCCUGACCAGGCAUUCUACAUCCUUCACCCCAGCUAUCUGUGGCAGCUCUGGGACAUGAUCCAGGCCAACACUCAGGAGACUAUCCAGCCCAAUCCUCCCUCAUCUGGUUUCAUAGGCAUCCUCCUGAUGAUGGCGCUGUGCGAGCAAGUUCACGUGUACGAGUACAUUCCCUCCAUGAGGCAGACCGCCCUAUGCCACUACCACGAGCGUUACCAUGACGAUGCCUGUACACUGGGUGCCUACCAUCCCCUGUUGUUUGAGAAGAACCUGAUCCAGCGGAUCAACGUGGGCCCUUUGGGUGACCUCAAGAGCAAGGGCCGGGUCACUCUCCCUGGUUUCAGCACCGUCCAGUGCGGCGUCUGAGAUGUGUAACACAGAACUCCUGUGGAUGCCAACGUGCGCGCACACACACACUGGCCUUUGCUGGGCCAUGAAGGGAGAGGUGCAAUAAAGCCACUGAAGACACGGAGGUUGAAGCUUACAAGAUUUAAAUUAGACCCAUGAAGAACAUAAGCCAUAUCCCUCCAGGGAAGGAUCAACGCACAGGCUCCUGGAAGAACUGGUCUUUAUCCAGAUGGUUCACUGAACACCAGAGAUGGAUAUGAAAAAAACCCGGAUGUUUCUCUCUGCUUUAGCUGAGCCACGUUAGCUGUGGAGCUGACUAGGAGUAGCAACAUGUCAUUGUUUUUAGAUCGAGUGAAUUUUUUAAUAGGUGGGUGUGUUUCAGCCAUGUAAAUUGUGUGUUUUUUUUGCAAUAGUAUGGUUGGUUGGUUCUUCACUGAAAGGAAAAAAACCACUGAUGGCGACAGUGGAGAUUUUCUUUUUUUUUUUGUUCUGCUCCAAAGGGGUUGUGAGCAAGCAGUAAAGCUGUGAAUGUCACACUGAUAAAGAAGAACGCGCAGCAUCUUCAAACUGAUGGUCAGGCUGUCACCUCUGUCAUUUAUUGCUGUCCUUUUUUUUAUUGCUUUGUAUAAGGCUUUUGACAUUCCUCUGAUGUCAUCAAAUGACGUUGGAAUUUUGAGUUGAGGGUUCAAGAUUGUCUCUUUAUCGUACGCACAGAUGGACUUCACGGCAGGCUUACACUUUUGUUAAACUGUAGAAAAAUCCAGAUUUGUGACUUAUUCAGACUGGUAGUCAUCCUUUUAGAUGGGCUAUUGGCUUUUUGCUAAUCAGUGCAAAGUGAUGCGUCGCUGUUACUGAUCUGAGGUCGUGCUGCUCCAAAGAGCUAAAUCUGGUUUUUACUCCUUUUUGUGCUUCCUCUCACCGUAGAUGUUUGGUUUCAGACGACACACGGAAUAUGAGCUUCAUUGCAGCGUACAUUUCCAGGUAGACAUUUCUUGUUCACAUUUUGGGACUUUUUUUUAAUUCAUGGUCAUAAGGCCUUGAACACAGGAAUGUUCAUGUCCUUCAGACAUUUGGUGAUAUUUCUUGAGGAUGUGAAGUAAACGGUGUGUUCACACUUUCCUUUAUUGGUUUGCACCAAAGCAGAAUUUUUUACGGUAAGUCCUGGUUCUGAUUGGACAGCCUGUUGAUAUCAGUGGAAGUGUUCUUUUUUUUCCCCAGAGGACUUCAUUGUCCUUUUUCUUGGUGCCCAUCAAACCAAACACGUUAAGCAUGAACACACCUGAAGUGAAUGGGUCCAAAACAGAGGUGCUCAGAGAAGCCGUAACCCUGUGCCUGGUGCUCGACCGAACGCUUCCCUCUUUGCCCAGAGACUGUUCAGAUUCCUGAUACUGUGGCAGGUCUGGCAGUGUUGACGUCGCUGAACGGAUUUGUGUGAGAGGAUUCUCAGCGAUCAACUCGCCUCCUGUCGUCCCCCAUUUUCACUUCCUUCUUUAUUGAAUGUAAUUUCACCACCGUGUGGCCAAAACCACAGCUCACGGCUGCAGCUCAAAGCAGGGUAAUUUCCUCUAGCGUGUAACCCAUUUCCUUUAUCUAUCAAUGUCUCAUAUUUUCUCAGUCCUCCGUUAUUGGACUUUUUCCCAUCCGUCACACACAGAGGAUGAUUUGGCUUUUAAUGGUUUCAACAGGAUUGCGUCACAUCUACGACGAGCUCUGCUGUUGCAUGUUCAUCGUGGGGAAGAGGUUUAGCGUGGGUUUGUUUUGCUGCAGGUCAGAGGAAAGUCUUAGCUGCAGUUGUGCUACUGUGUUUAAAAAAUAUUUACAACUUGUGCCAUGGAUCGUGGUUUAUUGAAAGAUGUGAAAACUGAUCAGAGAAACCGUCGCUGUGAAUAGACUUAUUAACGUGGACGAAGACGGCUCUGUAAGUAGUUGUAUGGUGUAGAUGAUUCUGGGGCUGGUAUUGUCCAUAAUGUCUGAGUGUUAGUGUAGACGGAGACUCAGAACAACAGCUUUUUCAGAACAACAAAGUUAAACAUUGCUGUGUUUGAAGGUCACGGAGCCACAUACCAUUACCAUGGCCUGAACUUAUCUUUUUGACUUUCAACACAUCUGCUACUGGGCACUCUAGUGUGUGUGUGUGUGUGUGUGUGUGUGUGCAGUCAUAUGUAAUAUUGUUGGUUUUUCUCAGACACAGAGAGGCUUUGUUAUCUCAGUAAUUCUCCGUUGGCAUAUUUGAGAUUGUACAACUGUGAAAGCUUAGGUAUUCCAUUUGUCUGCCGAGGAGAAGUGUUGAGCUUACAAGACUGAAAUAAUAUUCAGACCUCUGCUCUGGUGUCUGGGAGAACCUGAACUGUAAUGAACAUUUUCAUUCCUCAAUACAAUGUUGAACUGCUGUCAAACUCUCGAACUCAACGUAACGCCACCGUCAUGUUAGGUCAGAAAGGCUAGCUAAGAUCGUGACAACGUCGCAGUCAGGAAUCCGUUUUUCUGAACAAUCCAAGAACGUAAGGAGUACUUGGAGUACACUUAGAGCGCCCUCUUCUUCAUCAUGGUGUUACUACAUCAGAGUCUAAAAUAAUUGGAAUGGCACAAAGUUGAAUAUUUAUCAGCCAAAUUGAGUUAACUCUAGGAGUAUCAUGAACUCUGCUGUCAAACAGACCGAGCUGACAGUUGAAUAUUCCUCUGCCAAGUUUGUAAUGAGUGAAUUGAAUGACAAUUAAAUGAAAUAAUCAGACAGUAAUGACUAAUUCAGUGAAUUACAGGUGUGGUCAAAAAGUACUUCAUCACAUUGAUGCAAAGUCCCGCAGAUCAAUUAUUGCCAAGACAGCGGUUGUGCUCAUUGAUUUGCCGCAUCUUCCUCCACGGUCUGUAGAUAGUGAAGAAUAUGCUGUGUCAGUAGAAAUGGUCUGUGGAUACAGUAUGUGCUGUGUCCGUGUACGUCAGCUGUCAAGAUACUUGUAUAUUAUUAAAAUGCACCUGUGCCCGUAGCAUCCAUUGAGACAUUUUUGCGUUACGUGCUGACCUUUGAUACCCAGCCCCGGUCUCAGACUUUUUAGGACUAAGAAUUUGUAAAAGCAUGUCAAGAAAAAAGGUGGAAGAGGCGACAGAGAGGACUUUAAUGGGACUUUACCGUGUAUAUGUGGGUGUAUAAUGUUAGUGUUUUACGAUGGAAUCUGUGAGAUUGUUACCCGUAGUUUAGGGUCACAAAGGUCAAAAUCGGGAAGACGUUUUUACAAACCAUUAUUACAGUACUAUACCAUUGGUUGCAUCCAAUAAAAUAAUGUUUACACUGACGAUGGCUUAGUCAAACAAACACAACGGUGUCUUGUUAGUGACCAACGUAUGUUGCAUAGCAGUGGUGAUGAUAUUUUGAGCAGUCUCAAACACUGACUUUACAAGAUAACUAAGUCCAUGUUUGAAGAAAUGUAGAAACUGAUUUUCUUUUUCUACUUUCUUUCACACUGAGGAUGCAGAAACCCUGGACCUAUUCCACGUGUAUAUGUUUUAAUGAUGCGAUCACUUUCUGACGCACACAGCACGGGGGGUGAGAUCGAGGCUGUAACUGAAGCGCCCUCUGCUGCAGGGAGACGAUGAAGUUGUUUCAGUAGGAGUCGAGAAAAUAACUUUUUUUUUAAAUUUGUCUCAGAUAGUGAUAUGAAGAUUUCAGUGCAUGUCCGUAGGAUGUAGCUGAAGUACAGGUACCAAUACUUUCUUAAAAGUACCCAAUUUGGUACAAAUACCUGUGGGUUUUUAUAUUGGCAUCCUGAGUUGUUCCUGGGUCGGACUUUUAAAAUGGCUAAUUAAAGGAUUGGUUCCAGAGCCAUUGUGUUGGCAGGGAUGCUAAAGCAGCACAUAACUGAGUUCCUCUUCAAUGCAACAGGUUCAAGGCUGGUGUUAGAGACAGGUCGUUGUUGUUACAUCAGUCGACCAGAGGUGGAGCUGUGAGAUAAAAGAGUGUGUUGGGAGAGACACCUUGUUACGUUUAUCCUCCUACAAGCCUCCUCACUCACUCACAUGUGUUGUUUUUACGCCAUGUUGUGGGACUUGCUGCACCACACACUGCCUCUAGAGGAUGGUCCAACAAAUAAGUGGUAAUAACAAAUGUUUGUUUGAAGAGGAGGGGGUCAACGAAGGGGCAUCUAUAUCUGAACACAAUGAGAGUGAAGUGGUCUUUCACUCCCAGCAGCCUUAGGGUGUUCCUCUUUUUUAUCUUGACGUUGAUUUUUCAGUGAUUUCUCUUCUUAUAACACUUGAAUUAAUAUUUAAAAGACCAUUUUUAUGAUUGCGAUGUUGUAAAUUUGUCCUUUUUUACUGUGUAAAUAAAGAUGUUGUUCAUGUCAAA
Molecule: messenger RNA, 6815 nt
Organism: Cynoglossus semilaevis (tongue sole)
Lineage: Eukaryota; Metazoa; Chordata; Actinopteri; Pleuronectiformes; Cynoglossidae
Gene: st6gal2a
Product: ST6 beta-galactosamide alpha-2,6-sialyltranferase 2a
Exons: 8
Coding region: 896-2494 (532 amino acids)
Biological process (GO): sialylation
Cellular component (GO): Golgi apparatus
Molecular function (GO): beta-galactoside alpha-2,6-sialyltransferase activity
Source: RefSeq, a predicted model, not a curated record